This is a messenger RNA of Seminavis robusta, 1272 nucleotides long. The record is from the annotation of a GenBank genome assembly. NCBI's taxonomy places the organism in Eukaryota, Bacillariophyta, Bacillariophyceae, Naviculales, Naviculaceae.
AUGACACCUCCGUCCCUCGAUCCCGCUCCAGUCGGCGAAGCUACUGCAGCCGAGGACCGCAACAAAGUAGAAACCAUGACGAGCAGCACUCCUGUCACCAAGCAAGAGGACGCCACCAAUGAGGCUCCUGAAGAAGAAGAAGAAGAGCCCAUGCUCCCACCGCCCCAGCCGUUGAGAGAAUCGAAUGCGACAAACGUGAGCAUGUUGGAGGAAGAAGAGAAUUACCCCGACCCGGGUUCGCUGCAAGAAGAACUGAAUGAGAUUUUGGAUGCGUUCUAUGAGUGUGUGGCGGAGGAAGACAUUUGUGCCUAUCAGCGGCUUGUGGAGGACAUUCGAGGCGAACGCAUUGCCGAGACUGCCUUGAUGGAACCCGCUGUCUGCCCUUCCUUUGAGUUGCAAGAUCAAGAUGGUGACAUGCUGCGGCUGGACGAAUUGCUGCAGAAGGGUCCUGUCGUCGUCACGUUCUAUCGAGGCAAAUGGUGUCCUCACUGCAACGCUACUCUGAUGAGGUAUCAAAAACAGCUCGUGCCCGAAUUGAAACAAUUCCAAGCCACACUGGUGGCCAUUUCUCCGAUGCUGCCCGAUGGAACGGCCUUUCUCGCCACCAAACGCGAUUUGGACUACAGCGUUUGCAGUGAUGUCAAUAACACUCUCGCUAAGGAAUUCCGAUUGACCUUUGAAGUCAAACCACACACACAACCGUUCAUGACCAAAUGGGGAGAGCACAUCCCGGAUCACAAUGGACUUGACAGUUGGGAGAUUCCAUUGCCGGCCACCUACGUCAUUGGACAAGAUGGACGCAUUGCCUGGUCUUUUAUGGACAAUGAUCCAGGGAUUCGAGCUGAAGUAAAAGACAUUGUCCACGAGGUGGCCGCCUUGACGCUCAAGAGCAUGUACCGAGAUGUCACGUUGGAAUUUCCGACAUCCAACAAUUUCCACGAAGACGCACAAUCCGCUUGUAGUUUUGGAAGCACGGGAUCGUCUGCGUCCAACAACAAUCCUUUUGGGAACAACAAGAAGAAGAAACGUAGCAAGACAUUCAACCGAGCUAUUGGAGCUACCUUCAAAGCGCCCAAUCUCAAGAAACUGUGGAAGUCCAUGACCAAGACUAGCAAUCAUCUAAAGACAGAAGCCUAUGACGACGAUUCAUCACAUUUCUCGGUGCAAAGCGAACUCAAGGCCAAGGCACCUUCUCGAACACCACGCAAAUCUUUUCGGGGGAAGCUCGCGGCACCUGAGUUUCUCUGCCGAUACAUGAUGCCAUCCUCCUAA